Protopterus annectens (West African lungfish) is the source of this 3962-nucleotide messenger RNA. RefSeq names its product striatin 3 (gene STRN3). Gene Ontology annotation, cellular component: dendrite. Gene Ontology annotation, molecular function: calmodulin binding; protein phosphatase 2A binding; protein-containing complex binding. Bases 138 to 2474 code for a protein of 778 amino acids. The record is from RefSeq and is a predicted model, not a curated record. The transcript is spliced from 18 exons. Lineage: Eukaryota; Metazoa; Chordata; Ceratodontiformes; Protopteridae.
GGGAUUGAGCCACAGAUAGGCUGAUUAAUAAGGGAAUAUCAUGGCGGCCAGUAGCUUGCUGUUUUGAUACAUAGGAUUAUAUUGUGCUACCAGUUUAAACACACAAACAACUGGCUGUAGUAAUAGGUAUUUAAGAAAUGGAUGAACACCCUGGUAACGCUGGUAGCGGCGGCAGUGGAACGUCCACUCCAAGACCACAAGGGAAUAUUAGUCUGCAAUCAGGGGGAAUUGGAGGACAGCAGGAUACAAGCACAGAACUGCCCCGUCCUCAACAGUACACCAUCCCAGGGAUCCUUCACUACAUUCAGCACGAGUGGGCCCGGUUCGAGAUGGAAAGGGCACACUGGGAAGUGGAAAGGGCCGAGUUACAGGCUAGGAUAGCCUUCUUACAAGGAGAAAGAAAGGGGCAAGAAAAUCUGAAGAAAGAUUUAGUAAGAAGAAUAAAAAUGUUAGAGUAUGCAUUAAAGCAAGAAAGAGCAAAAUUUCAUAAAUUAAAAUAUGGCACAGAGUUGAAUCAAGGUGAAUUAAAAAUGCCACCCUUUGAAGCAGAAGAAACCAAAGAGACUGAAAUCUCACCAGUACCUCAGAAUAGUCAGAUCACCUGGAAACAAGGCAGGCAAUUGUUAAGACAAUAUCUUCAAGAAGUAGGCUACACUGAUACAAUAUUAGAAGUACGGUCCCAAAGGGUGCGUUCUUUACUAGGGCUUUCUAGUUCGGAACAGAACGGUUCAGUGGAGACAAAAAAUCUGGAACAGAUCCUCAAUGGAGGUGAAGCACCAUCAUUGAAACAAAAGGGACAAGAAAUAAAAAGGAACUCAGGAGAUGUUCUUGAAACAUUUAAUUUUCUAGAAACAGCAGAUUACAGUGAUGAUGACGACGAAGAAGAUGGAGACCUAGUAGAGGAUGUUGUCGAAGGAAAAGAAAAGCACAGACCAAACAAGAAACACAAAAUUGGCAAUGAAGGCUUGGCUGCUGAUCUAACGGAUGACCCUGACACUGAAGAAGCUUUAAAGGAAUUUGAUUUUUUGGUGACAGCAGAAGAUGGAGAAGGUGCAGGUGAAGCCAGGAGUUCAGGGGAUGGGACUGAAUGGGAUAAAGAUGACCUGUCCCCAACUGCGGAGGUUUGGGAUGUAGACCAGGGACUAAUAAGUAAACUGAAGGAGCAGUACAAGAAGGAGCGGAAAGGGAAGAAAGGGGUGAAGCGUGUCAACAGGACAAAGCUACAGGAUAUGAUCGCUGAUUUAAGAGACGAAGAGCUGAUUAACCAGCCUAGGCCACCUGUUGUAAGAACAACUGAUAAUGAAGGUUCAAGAAUAGAAGAAGCUGAAUCAAUAACAUUUCCCUCUGGAGGAGGCAAAUCCUUUAUUAUGGGUGCUGAUGACGUGUUCGAAUGUGUACUUGGCCUUGGAGACCUGGCAGACCUGACUGUAAUGAAUGAUUCAGACUACAGUUAUGAUUUGCCACCAAACAAAGAUGCAUUUAGGAAGAUGUGGAAUCCUAAAUAUACACUACGUAGUCACUUUGAUGGAGUUCGAGCCAUAGCAUUUCAUCCGACAGAGCCUGUGCUGGUUACAGCCUCUGAGGACCACACACUAAAACUUUGGAACUUACAGAAAACAGUUACUGCCAAAAAGAGUGCCUCUUUAGAUGUGGAACCUGUUUAUACUUUCAGAGCUCAUAUUGGACCAGUGUUAUCUUUGGUUAUUACCUCUAAUGGUGAACAUUGUUUUAGCGGUGGAAUUGAUUCUAGUAUCCAGUGGUGGAACAUGCCUAGUCCUAAUGUAGAUCCCUAUGAUACAUAUGAUCCAAGUACGCUUGUUGGUACGUUGAAUGGUCACACAGAUGCAGUCUGGGGCCUUUCAUAUAGCAGCAUAAAGAAGCGUUUGUUAUCUUGUUCUGCAGAUGGAACAGUUAGGUUAUGGAAUCCUCCUGAAAAGUCACCUUGUUUAAGCACUUUUAAAGGGGACAAAGAACAUAGUAUUCCUACAUCAGUUGACUUUGUGUGCGAUCCUGCCCAUGCUGUAGCGUCUUUUAAUACUGGCAGCAUUUUUAUUUAUGAUCUAGAAACAUCACAGCCUGUAAUAGGACUCUCAUCACAAGUUGACAGUGGUUCUGCAUUAACUAAUCACAUUAACAAGGUGGUGAGCCAUCCCACACUUCCUAUUACUGUUACUGCUCAUGAAGACAGACAGAUCAAAUUUUUCGACAAUAAAACAGGUAAAAUUAUUCAUCAAAUGGUUGCUCAUUUGGAUGCUGUCACAAGUCUAGCUGUGGAUCCUAAUGGAAUCUACUUGAUGUCUGGAAGCCAUGACUGUUCUAUUCGUCUUUGGAAUUUAGACACUAAGACUUGUGUACAAGAAAUCACUGCCCACAGAAAGAAGUUGGAUGAAUCUAUUUUCGAUGUCGCUUUUCAUCCAUCAAAGGCGUACAUUGCCAGUGCAGGAGCUGAUGCACUUGCCAAAGUAUUUGUGUGACAUGCAUUACCAUGAACCUGCUCUAAAGCAGGUGAGCUUGGACAGGAGAGGGAGUGCUUCACUGCCAUACUUUAAUGACGUUACCUGUAAGACACUACAUCCAAGACGUUUGGUAAGAGGUGGAGCAGGCUAGUUCCUAAUGGUGGACUUUCUUGCAGAUCCUUGAAUAGCCAGGCUCUAAUUUAACUGUAAUUAGUGUAAUUUAAAAAGAAAAAGGAAAACAGUAUUUGUAGCCUUGACAGACAGAGCUUAUUUCUGUUUUGGUGUAUGUAAACAAAGCCUGGAGACUAGCCUUUAGGUCAUUUCUCCUCAGACUCUGCUUGCAUCCAAAGGGUUAGGAAUGUGGUUCUUCUAUAGUGGGAACAUGAGCUCCAAAAGUGGAUUUUUAUUUAUCUGUUACAUUAAGGUUACCAGUAACAGGCAUCACAUAUUCCUUUUUACUUAACAUUAAGGAGUUUUGAAAUAUUUUAACAGUAGUUUGUCAACUGUGAAUAAGCGGCAGUUUUUUAAAGACUUUUUAUAUAUUUAACCUAAGGCAGCAUGCUCUGAACUUGGGGAUGUUGCAUUGGCAUUAUGGAACCCUGAAUAUAAUGGUCUCAUUGACCCACUGAAGUGUAUCCACAGUCUUCCCUUGUUAACCUAAAGCAGCCAACUCAAGUCCCCUUUCACACGUAUGCUACUUUACUGUCACCAUGAAAGUGUCUUAUUAAAUCAUUAAGGACUGUAAAGAAAGUGUGUUAAAGAGAAACACAUAGGGUCCAGCACCCGCAAUGAACUUUUAAAAUAAAUUGCAGCAUCCUAUCACUGUGUGAUAUUUUGUACAUCUUACUGUAUUUACAAGUUUAUUUAUCAAAAGUUACCCAUCUUAAUGCUAUUGGCCUAUUGUUAUUUAUUUCACUUUUUGUUUGUCUUUCUAAUUUUUAUAUAUAUUGUAUGUCAACAGGCCCUGGGUUUCCCCAGAACCUGUUGCAUCAGGGCAGAGAUCUAGAAAAGAGCAGACACUGGGUAAAAAAUGGACUGUAUAUUUUGCAGUUAACCCAUUAGACAUUGUAUUUUUUUAUUGGUUGGGGGAGUGGUGGUAACCCAAACAAGCCAAAGGUUUUGCUUUUAUCAUCUGGAAAUAGUAGUGGUUUUAUUAAGGGCAUUGCAGGUAAGAUUCAAAAUAUAGGAAAAUCAAGACAUGGAAAGCCUGUGUGUCUGUUUUAACAUUUCCCUGCCUGAACAUUUCAAACAUGCUUCAGUUUAUGGUGUUACUAAGGAUUUUGUUUGUGUCGUGCAUGAUUAAUACAAUAAAGUAUUUUUUCUAGUCUUCCACAAAAAGGUUUCUGAUCAGUUCGCAGGUUUUGAUGAGUUUUUGUAAGUUUUUUGUUUUGUUUUACAGAAUAUGAAUCAGUAAAUUUUUAAGAUUGUACCAUUUAGAAAAAGUACAGCUAUUGAAAAGCGUUGUAUAUAAAAUGCAUAUAAUAAAUAUUAAAUGGUGUAACUGUA